This is a messenger RNA of Linum trigynum, 571 nucleotides long. NCBI's taxonomy places the organism in Eukaryota, Viridiplantae, Streptophyta, Magnoliopsida, Malpighiales, Linaceae. The record is from the annotation of a GenBank genome assembly.
GCUGUUAAAAUUUAGAGAGUUCUCAUCUCCACACAGAAACCAGAGGAAAGGUUAAAAAAAAAAAAACAGUGAGAAAAGAUGGCGUCGAGCGGAGCAGCGGGGCCGUUCUGGAGAGCGGCGGGGAUGACGUACGUGAGCUACUCGAACAAGUGCGCGAGCAUGAUGAGGAACUGCCUCAAGGAGCCUCACAGGACCGAAGCCCUGGAGCGGGAGAAGGUUCAUUUCUCCAUCUCCAAAUGGGUCGACGGAAAGCCAGAAAAACCUUCAAUCCGGGAGGGUACCGGAGGAGAUUGAUUCGGGUUGUGGAAGAUGAAUUUAAAUCGAGAAGCGAAUCAAGCCUACUCUUUCUUUUCUUUUCGUACGAGAGAGAUUCAUUUGGCAUGUUGUUAGUGUUGUUAUCAUCAGCAAAUAAUAACGAGAAAUGUUCUCUCGUUCAUUUAUUUAAGUUUUGUUUCUUGAUCGAAAUCAUUUAAUUUGCGAUUUCUUUUGUCGCAUCGUAUUCGAUUUUGCUUCCAUAAAAAAAAGUCUACCAACACCAGAUCCGAUCCGCGCAUAAACAGUUAAAUUGUUG